CAGCUUUUUACAAGCAUGGCCCGCCUCUCUUCAGCAAUCAUCCGCUACAACAAAUACCGGGGGUGCGUACAUUCGCAUCAUGCGCGACCUAGAGUCCUCCAUACUAUCGGGCAAUUCCCGCCUGUUUCUUGCCAUUCAUUGCCACUUCCCAUGGACCCGAUUUCUAAGGAAAUUUCAGGCGCUUCGUCAACGAAGCUGCAACUGUAUUCGUACUGGCAAAGCUCGUGUUCGUGGCGUGUCCGAUUCGCUUUGAAUCUGAAAGGACUUUCUUAUGAGUACAAAGCGGUAGAUCUUUCAAAAGGGGAGCAGUUCAGUCCAGAGUUCGAGCGUUUAAAUCCUAUUUGUUUUGUUCCAGUACUAGUGGAUGGGGAUUUGGUGGUUUCUGACUCGUUUGCAAUCUUGUUGUAUCUGGAUGAGAAGUACCCCCAGAAUGCUCUUCUGCCUGUCGAUAUUAAAAGAAGAGCUGUCAAUCUUCAGGCUGCAAGUAUUAUUAGCUCGAGCAUACAACCUCUUCAGAUGCAGUCAGUGCUGAAGUACAUUGAGGAAAAGCUUUCUCCCGAAGACAGAUUAUUGUGGGCUCAACAUUAUAUACUAAAAGGUUUUACUGCUCUUGAGGAGUUGCUGAAGGACUUUGUUGGCAAAUAUGCUACAGGAGACGAAGUUUACAUGGCUGAUGUAUUUUUAGCCCCACAGAUCAAUGUUGCAUCUGCAAGGUUCAAUAUUGAUAUGUCCAGGUUUCCCACUCUAAAUAGGAUCAAUGAAGCAUAUAAAGUUCUUCCAGCAUUCCAAGCUUCUCUACCUGAAAGGCAACCUGAUGCUAAGAUACUGUAAAUUUAGUUUCUCAUAUCCAUAUUGCCAUGAUAAUUCACAGUUUGUUGCUAGAAAAGCUUUAGAAAAGAGACAUGAAUAUUCAUUACUUGUAACUGAAACUUCACCAGGUUAUUGUAAUGAAGAGUUGGUCUUUAUUUUGAUAAUAAUAAUAGCGAGAGAUGUUAUCCGGUGCUGAUA
Magnolia sinica is the source of this 1008-nucleotide messenger RNA. Its product is annotated as glutathione S-transferase 2-like. Gene Ontology annotation, biological process: glutathione metabolic process; L-phenylalanine catabolic process. The transcript is spliced from 10 exons. Gene Ontology annotation, cellular component: cytoplasm. The coding region runs from base 16 to 831 and encodes 271 amino acids. Lineage: Eukaryota; Viridiplantae; Streptophyta; Magnoliopsida; Magnoliales; Magnoliaceae. Gene Ontology annotation, molecular function: maleylacetoacetate isomerase activity; glutathione transferase activity. The record is from RefSeq and is a predicted model, not a curated record.